AUGACAUCACAAUUUUACCAGUGUCUCACCGCAGAGAAGGUCACCGACGACAUGCUGGCCGAAGCUGCGCAUCUUUUCAACGGAAACUAUGGGAUUUGGGGACCCCAGUCCCACAAUCCGGGUAAUCCCGUGAAGCUGAGCGUGCGAAGAUUGCGAGAACAAUACCUUCUCCCACGCACCGACCAGAGCGAGAGUGUUUAUAUCCGAGUGACCAUCAAUGGAGAUCUUGUUGGAAACGCAUUUGCCUGUCGCUGGAUGUGCAAUAGUCAGACUGUUUGUUGGAUCACUCAAUUAGUGGUCGAUCAGCAUCACCGCGGAAAGGGACUUGCGAGUGGUCUCUUGCGAACACUCAUCCAAGAUUCUGAUCACAUUUACGGCGUUAUGAGCUCACACCCAGCUGCAUGUCUGGCUGCGGCCAAAGUUUUUGGGAGAACCAUCGAAAAGGUGGAUCUUGACUUCAUUGGCAAGAUUGCUAGUGAAGUUAUGUCAACUUCACCGAUCCCUUAUAUUCGUGCUGCCGAGCUCUGUGGAACUGUAUUCGAUGCUAAUGAUUCAAGUGGGAUUGUUUCCGGCGUGAACACAAAAUUCUUUGUGGACCACACCGAGCCAUUAGAGGCGUUGGCCAUAGUAAAAGAUGAAUGGCAGUGGCCACUUGGUAAGCUGCUAGAUGGCCAUGAAUAUCUUCUCAUAUUGCCAGCUAAACAGCGCCGUUCGCGGUCGACAUCUGCUGAUGUUUAUCGUUAG
Penicillium verhagenii is the source of this 744-nucleotide messenger RNA. RefSeq lists its product as uncharacterized. Gene Ontology annotation, molecular function: acyltransferase activity, transferring groups other than amino-acyl groups. The record is from RefSeq and is a predicted model, not a curated record. The coding region runs from base 1 to 744 and encodes 247 amino acids. NCBI's taxonomy places the organism in Eukaryota, Fungi, Ascomycota, Eurotiomycetes, Eurotiales, Aspergillaceae. The transcript is spliced from 3 exons.